This is a messenger RNA of Heterocephalus glaber (naked mole-rat), 1332 nucleotides long. RefSeq names its product olfactory receptor 9I1. Gene Ontology annotation, cellular component: membrane. Gene Ontology annotation, biological process: G protein-coupled receptor signaling pathway. Gene Ontology annotation, molecular function: G protein-coupled receptor activity; olfactory receptor activity. The record is from RefSeq and is a predicted model, not a curated record. Lineage: Eukaryota; Metazoa; Chordata; Mammalia; Rodentia; Bathyergidae.
UUUGUGCAAGAUAUGAAGUGCUUUAUAAUUCUAAAAGAUCAUUAUUAUUGAACAACAGUCAAGCCAUGGUCAUCUGAACUGACCUUCAAGGAGAUUCUAUUAUCUGUAUUUUUAUUUCAGCAGUGACGUUGGCUUCAUGGCAGAGAAUGGCACGAGAGUGGUGGAAUUUGUUCUGAUGGGGUUCCAGAUCCAGGGAGCACAGUGGCUGAGUCUCUUCGUGGUGUUUCUGGUCUUCUACCUCUUUACCCUUGGGGGCAACCUGGGCAUGAUCACACUAAUCCAGAGUGACCCCCGGCUGCAGACACCCAUGUACUUCUUCCUUGGCCACCUCUCCUUGCUGGACAUUUGCUACUCAUCUGUUAUUGUCCCUCAGUUGCUUGAGACGUUGGGGACCGAUAAGAUGGUCAUCACCUACGAGCGCUGUGCCACGCAGUUCUUUUUUUUCACACUCUAUGCGAGCACUGAGUGUUUUCUCCUGGCAGUGAUGGCCUAUGACCGCUACAUGGCUGUGUGUAACGCCCUCCUCUAUGCCACAGCUAUGACACCACAGACCCGCCUGGGGCUGGUGGCUGGGGCAUACGGUGGUGCCAUGGUGAAUGCUGUGGUCCGCACUGGGUGCACCUUCUCCAUGUCCUUCUGUAGGUCCAACCACAUUGACUUCUUCUUUUGUGACCUCCCACCCCUGCUGAAACUUGCCUGCAGUGACACGCGAUCACGGGAGCAGGUGAGCUUCCUCUUAGCUUUCUUGGUAAUCACAACCAGCAUCUCAGUGAUUCUUAUAUCCUAUCUCUUCAUCAUUCGAGCUACUCUGAAGAUUCGUACAGCAGGUGGCAAAGCCAAGACCUUUUCUACCUGUGCUUCCCACAUGACUGCAGUGGCUCUUUUCUUUGGGACACUCAUAUUUAUGUACCUGAAAGGGAACAUGGGAAAAUCCCUCUGGGAAGACAAGAUUGUGUCAGUAUUUUACACCAUGGUCAUCCCCAUGCUGAACCCAGUGAUCUACAGCCUGAGGAACAAGGACGUGAAGGAAGCUUUGAAGAAAGUUCUCAGAAGAAUGAAGGUUUCCUAAGCAGAGUAAGACUGAGAUCCAUUAGUCCAGAAGUCCCUGCGGGUCAUCCUUCUGGCUUUUGUCUUGUCUCUUUACCACAUGAGCCAGAUAUCACAAUGACAAAGCUAUACUGAGGCAGAAAACGUAAUUUGUAUUCUAGAAUUUUAUUAGCUCUAUGACUCUUGACCCAGAAAUACUCUUCCUCAGUUUUCUCAUCAGAAAAAAAAUCUGUCUCAGGAUGGUUAAACGUCAAGAGCUCUUUAGCUAGGAUCAAGAGAGAUGGA